Molecule: messenger RNA, 5025 nt
Organism: Alternaria arbusti
Lineage: Eukaryota; Fungi; Ascomycota; Dothideomycetes; Pleosporales; Pleosporaceae
Exons: 7
Coding region: 1-5025 (1674 amino acids)
Biological process (GO): protein phosphorylation
Molecular function (GO): protein binding; protein kinase activity; ATP binding
Source: RefSeq, a predicted model, not a curated record
AUGGCGGACCCGAUCAGCAUCGUUGGCCUCGCAUUGACGGUCAUACAGAUUCUCCGUCCAGCAGUUCAACAGUUGAAGGAUGCGUACUCCAACGGAGGCAGCAUUCAUCAGACUCUUGAUGAACUCCGAGCCGACUCAGAGGCUGUUUGCGACCUGAUCGACAACAUACAUCGCGUUCUCAGCACCCCGAGCUUCGUCGCUGCGGUGGAAGAAGUGCAAGGCGCGUCGCAGGUCAACUUGCUAGAAUGUCUCCAACGAGCUCUUCAAAGCUGCGAGCGCGAGGCCCAAAGACUCAGCAAUUUCAUCUACGAUCUCGAUAUCUCAGGGGCUACGGGCCGCCUAAGGCAGGGCGUGCUUCAGUUCAAGCUUGAUAGACGCUCGGAUGACCUCCAACACAUCAAGCGCAACUUCCAGGAUCAUAAGAGCUCAAUUCAGUUGGCGUUUACGGUUGUCUCAACCUGCAAGCAAAUGCAGGUUGCUGAACGUGAUGCUCUCGAUGCCGCAAGCCUGAAAGCUCAAAUCAGCAGACUCGAGGUGGCCUUGGAGCAAAUCGGAAAAUUGCUAAACGAACGGCUAGCGGCGCCAGGUGACAAAGAGCAGACAGUGAUGCUGGAUGAAAUGCGAGAGCUCCAGCAUAGAUCUGCAAAGGUCCGACGCCGAGCCACAAUGCGACUCGACCAAAUUACGUCUAUACUCGAGGAGACGCAGAGCUCACGUCCUAUGGUUGACCGGACCCGCCUUCCUGUACCACCGCGGAGGACUGGCAAGGACCACCAAACACCGCCUGCAAGAUUUGGCCCGCCAAUUGACCAAAGCCCAGCCUCGAAGGUACCGUCGACUCCAACGACCCCAAGAGCGGAGAGACGCGUUGCAAGCAUGCCGGCCACCCCGACCCCAUCGGCAAUCCCGCGAGUAAACGCCUUGAGCCCGGAGACGAACAAGUCAGCCUCACCAGUGCUACCUGCCACCCGUCUUUCAGAAAUGACUACGACUAGUGUGCAGAUAGAUGCUGAAGACUUCGAGGAGAGAGUUUCGUCACUUUUAUCGACCGCGGCCACCCAGCGUAUGGGUACCGAGAAGCCAUACAACGACGAGACAAUUCUGGCGCUCGGCGAACUACUCGCAAUGCUUGGAAAGCAUGACUGGAGUGUACGGCCCAGGUUAUAUCUUGUUCUCCGCAUGAUCAAGGAAGUACGAGCGAUGAAUAUGCUCAUUGUCGAAGGGUUCAAGGACAUUCACUUCCCUUUCACUGAAGUCGACCUCAUUUCCAGUCUCAAAUCCGUUGCUUCCAGGCAAAACUUUCUUCGGGAACAACGGUUUGUGCUCAGCUCAAGAUCAGUCGAUCUGGUACAAGGAGGUCGUCAUCAUCACCUUGAUUCUUAUUUUGUCAUUAAGGAGCAGCUUGGGAAAGGCGGCUUCAGCAUUGUCCAUCGUGUCGAAAGCAGAAUUGAUUUGAUCGAAUACGCUUUAAAACGCAUCGAUCGAAGGAGCGGCACAUUUUCAAAGGACCGCAAGAAGCUGCUCUCAUUCGAGAACGAGGUCCAUAACCUCAAGCGACUGUCGCACCAUCAUCUGGUGAAGCUCCUAGGAUACAUUGGCAUCAUCAUGGAACCAGUAGCUGAUCUCGAUCUGCAACAAUAUCUGGCCCGGGAUGCGUGGACUACACAAGACUAUGUCGUCCUGCGGGGCUUCGUGGGAUGCUUGUGCUCCGCUCUGGUCUAUCUUCACGAUAACAAAUGCCGCCACAAAGAUCUCAAACCCUCCAAUAUCCUGAUCAAAGGCGAGCAAGUGUAUAUAGCGGACUUUGGACUCGCUUUAGACUGGACUGAGGCGCAACGAGAGACUACGAUGGGCCAACCCGAAGCUUAUACACCGGCAUACAUCGCACCCGAAGUUGGCAUGCUGCAACCCCGUAAUACCGCUUCAGAUGUAUGGUCCUUGGGAUGCAUUUAUCUGGAGAUCGCCACUGUUCUUACCAAGAGACAACUGCGAUCGAAGGCUGAAUUCUUCCAAACUACAGGGACACUGUCAACAAAUUAUUGGCAGAAUCCAGAAGCAAUCCAGAGUUGGAUAGCCGAGCUGUCGAUGGGAUCAACGACUGAUCAGCCCUUGUUACAAUGGACCAGUAACAUGACCGCCAGUGUUCCUAAACUCAGACUCACAGCUCAAGAUCUCCAAGCAAUGAUAACAAAGGAACAAGCCAGAGGAAACCAUUACAGCGGUCCAUGUUGUGCAAGUGAGGGUUUGUCGGGGGACGGAAGUGACACAACAUCUUGGGCAGGGUCGCAGUCAGAAGAUGAGAUCUUCCAGACGGCCGUGCUGAGUGAUGGCAUGUCGGAUGAACCUACCGUCAUCAACAACACUACGACGACAUCCAUCGGCAAUGACGUGACGCUCCAGGCACCUCCCCCAAGCAUCGAAAAGAUAGUAUAUACACCUCCCCAUGUACCGGAUUACCUCGGUCAUCAUUCCACGGGAGGUGUCCAUCAGUCGCACCCUAUAUGGCUCAACGUCGGGAACGAUGCAAAUGUACCAUUCUGCGCCACACCUGCAGCUGUGACCGAGGAUAGCUACCCAAGACUGACAAGGGCUAGUAUGGAAAAGACCAACGAUGUGGACAAAGCUCGCGCCGAUAUACCGGAGAUGCAAGCAACGAAACCGAAACACAUAGCCAGAGAUCGCACAGGCAAACGUACCGAUCAUGAGCACGAAGCGGCUCACUUGCGGUUCGUGCAUAUACCAAAGGCCGCCGAACCCACGAACGAAGAAGACUCUUCUACUGCCAUCAGUCUUGCGGAAGCGUUUGCAGCCGAUGACGGCGCAUUCGAAUAUCACUUGGCCCUUCUGAGGGAGAAGAAUCCAAACUGGAGAAAUGAAAUCACCGGUCUAAUCGCGACAGAAGCGCUUGACAAAUACGGGGCCAACGUUAUGCUUGUCGCCAGCAACUUCCGCGAUGACUCUCUCGCACGUGAUGUGAUUGAGCACGCCCUCUUUGUGGAGCCGCAGAUCAUCCAUCAACGCGAUGUAUUCAAUCACACCGCAUUGCAUUAUUCGGCGAACAGGAACAGAGCUGGUAUCACGAAGUACUUGAUCAAGAAAGGUGCCAAUGCGACAAUCACGAACUUUCGAGGCCAGACCGCUUUCCAUGUUGCAAUCCAUCGACGACGCUUAGCGACUUACCAAAUUUUGCUCCGCUACCUUGGCGCUGCCGAUAUCAAUACCAAGGACGAUUGUGGUGAAACUUCACUGCAUCUGGCCUGCUACCAUGACGCGCCUACUGAGUUCAUCAUGAGUAUGUUGGCGGCUGGUGCUGACGCUAAUGUCGAAGAUCUGUCUGGCAACACACCACUGACGAUCAGCGAAAAGAUUGGCAACUUGGAGAUAGCCGAUUUACUACGAGAGUAUGAAUCGGACGAGUCCGAACUUUUUCCGCCUCCGCCACCGCCACCAUAUCAGAGCACACUUUCUCUCGCUCGUCAACAGGAGCCCACUGGUUGCACGUGUGAUCUCUGUCGUUUGUUCCAGGCAGUCCGCAAAGUCGACGAUCUCGUCCCCGAUCUGGCGGAUUGCACGUGCACCUAUCAUUUGGUGCGCCUCUCACUCAAGACGUUGAGCGAUGUGGACUACAUCAUGUCAUGUCUGAGUUCGUGCAUGUGUCGGUCUUGUGAAGGGGAGCGUGCCCUGAAUGAGGAUCGAGAGCCGUGCAUUGACUUUCCAUCUUGCGACUGUGAAGAUUGUGUCGCUGAAAUCAGCCCACCGGGGCCGUUCACAAAUCCUCCUUCGCUACCCCACGGCGAUGAUUUCGCUGGCAUGCCGCUACCUGCGUAUCCAGAUCAUAGCUAUUACGACUAUAUCAUCGAUGAGUGGACCAUUGAGGACGAUACAGACCGAUCACCACAAGAUAUCACCGCACAGGCCUUGGCCUGUCUUGCCCAAGCCGGAUUCAAAGGAAAGAAGUCCUAUCGGAAUGAGCCGGAAAGGGCCCUUAAAUGGGUCAUCAGCAACAACGCCACUACACCUUAUGUCUACAAGAUUGUGGAAAUUCUGCUAGACUGCGGAGCAUCGGCCAAUACGACAGACAAGAGUGGAUGUACUGGCCUUCACAUAGCUGCUCGAACACAAGACGUUCGUCUAGCCAUGGUACUAAUUCAACGUGGCGCAUGGCUUGACGUGCCUCGUCAAGCGAUGUUCGCAGCUAAAGCGGAUUUCACCCCUCUCAGGUACGCGCUCUGGUUUGGAAACGCGCUAUCGCUUCGACAGCUCUUGUCAGUGGGCGCAAAUAUCAAUGACCAGUCCGUAUACGGCCGGAAUACACUACUCCACGAUGCAGUCACAAGCUUCGAUCUCCUAGGCUGGCAUAUACCGAUGCUGUUAGCGCAUGGGGCCGACACAGAACUGGCAAAUGAGGACGCAAACACACCACUCCAUCUAGCUAUCUCGCUGAAUCAGAUAUUCGCUGUCAUUGCGCUCCUAGAUGCGGGAGCCAACAUCGAAGCCAUCGGGAAAGCUGGCGCGAAACCGCUAGCUAUGGCGCUUGAAGGCGGCAACUACGGCAUCAUCACUCUUCUCCUUGAUCGCGGUGCAGACGUACACUCACGUGCUAACGGCAUGACAUGCGCGCUAUUCUACGCAGUUCAAAUGGGCUACGUCGAUAUAGUGAGCAAACUCCUUGAAGACUACGGAGCGAAAGAGGACAUGCAUCGCACUGAUCUCACAGGCCGCAGUAUUUUACACGUGCUUGUGUAUACACAUGUCGAUCACAUGCUCCAUAUACUCGACAGAUUGAUCGAAGAAGGCGCAAACGUCAAUGCAGAGGACUACUCUGGGUCGACGCCGCUACAUGAAGCUGCGAAGCUGGGGAGCACUGUAAUGGUCAGUGGGCUGCUGGAAUAUGGGGCUACGAUGAAUGUACAGGAUCGUCAGGGCAAGACCCCGUUGGAUCAUGCGCAGGCGAAGAAGCAUCGUGAAGUUGUGGAGUACUUGGGUGGGACAAUGAAGAAGAAGGGUUGGUUUCGCCGGAGUUAG